AUGACUGUAACCGAUGUGCUCGGGUCUGGUCCGAAACCGGCUGUUUCUGUGAUGGGAAUUGGGGUGGAAUAUCCCCCAUCCAAGCAGGGACCGGAGUUUGCGGAGGCGUUGGCUCAGCGACAUUAUGAUCUCACUCCGGCGUUGCAGAAGAGUUUGGAAAUCAACCGGAAAAGUCGAAUAGAGCAUCGCUACAGCGUGUUGGACCCCGACCACGAAUACUGGCACCAACGUGAGGUCCCUACCAUCAGCGAAUGCGAUGCCCUCUUUAAACAAUAUGGCAUCCCACUGGCGGUCAAUGCUUGUAACAAAGCUAUUGCGGACUGGGGUGGUCGGUCGGCGGAGAUCACCCAUGUGGUCGCAGUGACCUGUACUAAUACCUCCAACCCCGGGUUUGAUGGGCUAGUUUGCCAGAAGCUCGGCCUGCGUAACAACACCCGCCGAGCCCUUCUGCACGGGGUGGGUUGUGGGGGUGGCCUUGCGGCGAUCCGCAGCCUCAUCAUUUGCUGCGAAUUGCCUACGAUCUUUACGCGGGCAGAGUUGGACUCCGUGAGCCAGCAGCAACGACCCAAUGUGGCCCUUGGGCUCUUUGGGGAUUGUGCGGCUGCGCUUGUUCUCAGCAACGGCAUCGGGGUCAAGCAAGAGGAACGUGUCCCUGUCUGGGAUGUGUUGAAUUGCCAAACAACUCAUUUGGAAGGGUCCGAAGGGUUGGGGGAAUUUAAAAUCGGCCCCAAUGGAUAUGUGGCCAAGAUUGACAAGAAGAUUCCCCUUGUCAUUGGCCAAUCCAUUCAUGGGGGCUUUACCAAUCUAAUUUCAUCGACGCCCGGUGUCGCCUCUGAGCCCAGUAAUUACAGCCCUGGGAUCUACGAUUGGGCCUUUCAUCCCGGCGGAUACGCUUUUCUUCUUGCUGCGCAGGAGGUACUAGGGUUGUCGGCGCAUAACCUGCGCAAGGCCUUUGAGGCAUAUAGUGAUGGCGGUAACACUGUUUCCAGCACUGUAAUCAGCAUCUUGAAUCGACUCAAAAAAGAACGUGAGAGUGGUGUGAAAGACGAAGGACAUCAGGGGGAAGGAUCUACGUCUGGCAAGGGAGCAGACAAAGUGAUUGCAGUCGCAUUUGGCCAUGGCUUAACGAUGGAGAUGAUUAUGUUCACAAAGCCAGCACUGCCAGAGACAGUUUAG
Messenger RNA from Aspergillus nomiae NRRL 13137, 1176 nucleotides. RefSeq lists its product as uncharacterized. NCBI's taxonomy places the organism in Eukaryota, Fungi, Ascomycota, Eurotiomycetes, Eurotiales, Aspergillaceae. Gene Ontology annotation, molecular function: acyltransferase activity, transferring groups other than amino-acyl groups. Gene Ontology annotation, biological process: polyketide biosynthetic process. The coding region runs from base 1 to 1176 and encodes 391 amino acids. The transcript has 4 exons. The record is from RefSeq and is a predicted model, not a curated record.